Chenopodium quinoa (quinoa) is the source of this 824-nucleotide messenger RNA. RefSeq lists its product as uncharacterized. The transcript has a single exon. NCBI's taxonomy places the organism in Eukaryota, Viridiplantae, Streptophyta, Magnoliopsida, Caryophyllales, Amaranthaceae. The coding region runs from base 90 to 824 and encodes 244 amino acids. The record is from RefSeq and is a predicted model, not a curated record.
AAGAUGGAUUUUUUCUUUCUCAAAAGAAAUACACUACUGAUAUACUUAAGGAAUUUGGUAUGCUGAAUACCAAACCCUUAUAGCUUCCUAUGGACAGUCAUCUAAAGUUAACUGCUGACAAGGGUGAUGCUCUUCCUGAUCCUAGCCUUUAUCAAAGGUUGCUUGGUAGGCUCAUCUAUCUCACCAUUACAAGGCCUGAUAUUGCCUUUUCUGUUCAGAUUCUAGCUCAGUUCAUGCAUCAGCCUACUAUUGUCCAUCUACAGGAUGCUAAACGCUUGCUAAGAUACUUAGUUGGUACAAUUUCUCAAGGCAUUUUACUUGCAUCAAGUUCUGCUGCUACUCUUACAACUUAUUGUGACAGUGACUGGGCAGGUUGUCCUAUGACUAGAAGAUCUACAACUGGUUACUGCAUAUUCCUAGGUGACUCUCCUAUCUCCUGGAAGGUCAAAAAACAAUAUGUCACUGCCAAAUCUUCUGCAGAAGCAGAAUACAGGGCCAUGGCAUUGACUAACUGUGAAGUUACUUGGCUCACAACUCUCUUAAAGGACCUAGGCUUGAAGAAUUUGCCACCAACUGUGCUUAAAUGUGAUAAUCAAGCUGCCCUUGCCAUUGCUGCUAAUCCUGUUCUACAUGAACGCACUAAGCAUGUGGAAAUUGACUGUCAUUAUGUUAGAGAUCAGAUUCAACAGGGAACCAUCAAGGCUGAGAAAAUUGCUUAUUCUGAUCAGGUUGCUGAUAUUUUGACUAAGAUUCUGCCUGUUCAGCUGCAUAAUCAACAUGUUCACAAGCUAGGAGCUUCAUCUUUACCUCACUCACCAACUUGA